AUGGAGGCUAUAAAGGGAGCGUCUGCUCCCGUCAUCCUCGCGGUGCUGCUCGUCGUUACUGUGGCCUUGCAGCGGCUCCUUCGCGUCGACCAUGAUCCCCGCGAACCACCUCUGGUCCCCACCAAGAUCCCACUACUCGGUCAUGUGAUCGGCUUGUACAGAUUUGGGAAGCAAUACUACCAAAAAUUAGAAGACAAAUAUGGCCACGACAUCUACACGCUCGCCCUCCCUGGCAUGAAGCAGUAUGUUAUCACCAGCCCGGCCCUCGCCGCUGCCGUCAACCGCCAGGCCAAGCUCAUCUCCUUCCGGCCCUUCAUCAUCAACUUCGGGCGCACGCUGAUGCUCUUCGACGACGAAACGCACGCCAUCAACGAGAAGAACCUCUUCGACGAAGACGGCCAGGGUGUCAUCUCGGCCAACCAUGACGUCUUCUACAACAACCUGCCAAGCGGGCCGGUCCUGGACGACAUCUGCAGAGUGCUGCUGGAUGAGGCUGCCGCCAUCUUCAAUAAACUCUCUCCCGGCGGCGGCACCACCUCCGGCAGCGGAGAGAUCCGCAUGGGCUUAGCCGACUUCUGCAAGGACGUCAUUGGCUUCCCGACGCUGAACGCCUUCUGGGGGCCCGACAACAUCCUCGCGCGGGACCCUACGCUCCUUGCGGCCUUCUGGGACAUGGACGCCGGCCAAAUUCCGCUCGGUAUCGGAAUUCUGCCCUCGCUGCUGGCCCGCAAGGCCAACAUUGGACGCACCCGCCUGCAGCAGGCCAUGACCGAGUACUACGAAAGCGGCGCGUGGCUCAAGGCCUCGGAGCUCGUGCGGCAGCGCGCGCAGGCCCACUUCGACCACGGCUACACGAAGCCCAUGUUCGCCCGCUCCGACACGGGCCUGCUCGUCGGCGCCCUGCCCAACUCGACCUUCACCCUCUUCUGGCUGCUCGUCCGCCUCUUCGCCGACCGCGACCUGCUGCUCGCCAUCCGCGCCGAGCUCACCACCUCAGGCGCCCUGGUCCGCGGCGACGACAACAAGGCCGUCAUCGACGUCGCGGCCCUACGCGCCCGCUGCCCACUCUUCGCCUCGGCUUUCCGCGAGACGGUCCGCCUGGCCAUGCCGACGUCGUCGGUGCGCGCCGUGCGCGAGGACGUGCUGCUCGCGGACCGCUACCUGCUGCGCAAGGACUCGCUCGUCAUGAUCGAGGCCGGCGUCAUGCACACCAAGCCCGCCCUCUGGGGCCGCGACGCCGCCGAUUUCAACCCGCGCCGCUUCCUCGAGAGCCAGGCCGGCGAGUUCACCGAUUCCAAGGGCCGCAAAGUCCACCCGGCCGCCUUCCGCGGCUUCGGCGGCGGCGAGGUCUUCUGUCCCGGCCGCAACCUCGCCCUCAUCGAAGUCACCGGCAUCGCCGUGCCGAUGCUGUGCGGCUGGGAGAGCGUCGACGACAUACGCGUGCCGCAGCCGCAGGAUGAUAUUAUGCCGGUUGGUGUGUGGAAGCCGAGGGAGGAUGUGCCGGUGAGGUUGAGGCGGAGAGAGGGGUGGGAAGGGGUGAAGUGGGAGUAUAAGCUCUGA
Molecule: messenger RNA, 1560 nt
Organism: Lasiodiplodia theobromae
Lineage: Eukaryota; Fungi; Ascomycota; Dothideomycetes; Botryosphaeriales; Botryosphaeriaceae
Product: Cytochrome p450
Exons: 2
Coding region: 1-1560 (519 amino acids)
Molecular function (GO): iron ion binding; monooxygenase activity; heme binding
Source: RefSeq, a predicted model, not a curated record